AUGUCGUUCGCUCAAGUGGUCGUAUUUCUUGUUGCGGUGCUGACCUUGGGUUACAUUCGACUGCGUCGUGGCAUAUCUUAUUCCGGUGGUGUUCCGCGAGUGGGGAAACCAGGUGUCUGGGGAUACAUUCAAACAGCUAUCAAGUAUACACUGGAUGCGGAGAAUCUCAUCAUAGAGGGGAGGACACAGUUCGACAACAAGCCUUUCGUCUUACCAACACUGUCAGGACCAAUUUUCAUCCUGGGACCAGAAUAUUUGGAACGCGUAAGGUCAGGUCCAGACAGUGUGUUCAGUGAGAUAAUUGCCGUCAAUGAAGAUCUUCAGCUGCCGUAUACAAUGGACGCGAACCAGCUCGACAAUCCAGUUCAAGCCCACGUAAUGCGGACCGAUGUCAACCGCGCUAUUCCUGCUAUGAUCCCUGAGAUUUUCGAAGAAUCUGUCUUGGCCAUGGAUGAAACUUUCAAGAUCCCGAACGGUCAAGACUCCAUUAGCAUACCCAUUUUCGACACCAUGACACAUCUAAUUGCUAGAAUUAGUAAUCGUGUUAUUUUCGGUGAAGAGAUGUGUAGGGAUGAAGGAUUCUUGCAUGCAAUCGUACGGUUCGCAGAGACAACACCCAUGAUGGCACCGUUUAUUCAGUGGAGUCCGGUGGUUCUUCGUCCCAUUGUGUAUUUCGUACUUUCAUCAUUAUUCGGAGGAAAGAAAGGUGCUCUGAAGUAUGCGAUUCCGCAUCUGGAACGGUACAUGAAAAAACGCCAAAGCAUGACUGAAAAACCUAAGCUUGUGUCAGAGUUCAUGAUCCAAGGUGUGCCACAGCACGAGAAAGUCCAGGAGAUUGCGGUCCGGUUACUCAAUCUUAACUUUGGAAGUAUACACACAUCGUCGAUCUUCAUCACACAGACACUUUUCGAACUCGUUUUGUUGCCUCCCAGUGACAUUGAAAGCAUGAGGCAGGAAAUCGGCGAAGCCUUGGAGUGCGAGGGUGGAUGGACCAAAGAAGCUUUGGACAAGCUCAACAAGGUGGAUUCGGCCUUGCGCGAGAUAGGAAGGUACUACGGCUUAAUGCACUUUGCACUUCCUCGCUGUGCCGUUGUUGGUUAUGAUUUGGGAAACGGAACUCAUAUCCCACCGGGUUAUAGAGUUGCGAUCGACAUGAAAAGGAUACACUUCAAUCCUGAUACUUACCCCGACCCAAAUCGAUGUGACAUCUUCCGCUUCUCAAAGUUGCGCUCUGAGGAGAGCUCGGGAGCGAAGUAUGCCUUCGCCACUGUAGACUCAAAUUAUCUCCCAUUCGGUGCAGGUCGUCAUGCUUGUGCUGGUAGACAGUUUGCUUCUAUGGAGUUGAAGAUCAUGUUGGCCCACAUCUUGUUGAAGUAUGACGUUAGCCUUCCUCCUGGGAUCACAGAGCGCCCUAAGAAUGUUAUCUUCAACGGGGCCAUCGUUCCGGAUACCAAGGCCAAUCUGAUCUUUAAGCCAAGGUCAGGUCAUGGAGGGAAAGUGGGUUGA
Messenger RNA from Cyclocybe aegerita, 1506 nucleotides. NCBI's taxonomy places the organism in Eukaryota, Fungi, Basidiomycota, Agaricomycetes, Agaricales, Hemipholiotaceae. The record is from the annotation of a GenBank genome assembly.